Molecule: messenger RNA, 4045 nt
Organism: Ruditapes philippinarum (Manila clam)
Lineage: Eukaryota; Metazoa; Mollusca; Bivalvia; Venerida; Veneridae
Exons: 2
Coding region: 532-1743 (403 amino acids)
Source: RefSeq, a predicted model, not a curated record
AAAUCCAUUCAUUUACAGCUCGUCUUUAAAUGAAUGCAGUUAUCUGGUCCCCAUUAAAGGGAGAGAACUCGUCCGGUCUUGUUGCUUCAACCACGUGUUGUACGUGACGUCAUAAUUAAGUCUGAUGUCAUCGAGACCUUGCGCGUUUUCAAUCCUUUUCCUCGAGGAAUUCAAGCAGGAAGGUCGACAUUUUGCUUUUUCUUACAAAUUAAUUUGAAAUUGAUUUAAGAUUUAUUUAUUGAAUAAGAUUUCUUUCUACUUUUAAUGGUAGAUUAAUAUUGAAUAUCUACUAAUUUCAUAAAUUAUAUGUUGAUCUUGUUGUGUAGUGUAAAUAACGAUAAUUAUUGAUACUUGAUCAGCAGGAAUGCUAGAUAUAAAACUACAUGUUACAGUAGGUUUAGUCUGGAGGCUCUCUAUCUAUUAACGGAGAUAAGAUAUAUUCGACAUUGCAUUUUCUUUUAGCCGCUAGAUCUAUAUUGACUGAUAGUUAAUAAUUUACUUAUUAGAUCUAAUUUUUUAUUUCUUGAGAAAAUGCCUCGGCCUAAGAGGAACUGUAAAUCUACAUGGAAGACGCGAGGGCAGACUAGGUCAGCCACAAGAUCUAGAGGGAGACGGUCCCAUCAGAUUGAAGUCUCCAUGCAACCCAUUGUAGAGCAGCCGGCUGUAGUUCAGUCUAAUGCAACAACAACAAAUUAUGCAGCAGUAACUCAGGACCAAGGUCAAAUCAAUCAGUUCUAUCACACUAAUCAGAACGAUUAUGUGAAUACGUCAUCUGUACAGAACCAAUGUCAUUACUCGUCACAUACCCAUGUCCCAGGGGUGUUGGGACAACAGUCGCUCUAUCAUUCAAAUUCAGUGAAUACGUCAUCUGUACAGAAUCAAGGUCAUUACUCGCAGCUGGCUAAUUGUGUAGUACCAGCCUCAGUUGUACCAGUAACACAUACCAAUGUCCCAGGGAUGUUGGGACAACAGUCGCUUUAUCCUUCAAAUUCAAUGCAAGUGCCAUAUACACAGCAUUGUCAGGGAGCUGUUCCUUCAACGGCCUCGGUAUCGGAAGGAUUUGCUUCAACUUCACAAGGCUUGCAGAUGUCUCCUGCUGGAGGAAUGUUCGAGUCACCUGUGGUUGGGCAGCCCCCGAUGGUACAUGAAACAUCAGGUCCUCCCGAGGUAUGGGUUAUAGGGUCUUCGAUUAUCCGAGAUGCCUACUAUUAUUCCAUCGAAAACAAGGGUCACAACCUUGGAUUGGAUCUCAAAAUAGUUUGGGAUUUUAGGUCAGGUAUGAAGGUUCAACAUCUGGCAAACACCAUACAGCACUUAGCACUGAAAUAUAUGAAAUACCCUGAUAUGCUUAUCAUUCACUGUGGUGGGAAUGAUAUUGGACAGACACCCUUAAAUGAGGCCGAGCUUUUAGCAAUACGCACAUUGAAUGAUGUACACCAGUUAGGUAUUCAAAAUGGGUUUUAUAUAAAGAUUGUCUGGUCGCAAAUUCUUCCACGUAUGUUUUACCGUGGUGAACGUAGCCACUUUAAGUUGAACAAGGCACGAAGGCGCUUUAAUACAACACUUCAAUCAUUUUGUAAAACAAUUGGCGGUGCCUAUAUUCGACAUCAAGACAUAGUGGAAGCCCAGCCUCUUUUUCGGGAUUUGGUUCAUUUGUCAGAAUUUGGUAAUGAAAUAUUCACCAAUGAUUUAAAAGAGGGUAUUGUCGCUAUUUUGCGACAUAACAGAGAUUGCUACCCUUAAGAAUAAAAAUAAUUGAUAUCAUGAAUUAUUAACAAGUCUGUAAACUCUGGUAGGAGAUUAGUGGUGACCGAAUUCCGGCAUCAUUUAUUAAUAAUAAUUCUUUGUUUAUGUUGUGAUAGACGCCGCUAUGAUAAUAAUGGUCGAGAUGAUGCAAAUAUGAAUAAUAAAAAUAAUAAUAAAUGAAUUCAUAUGACAGAAAACUAGAAUAUAAUCUAUUUAACAUGCAGACGACCUUCUUGCUUGGAAUCUUUAAUGUAACUCAAAAAUAGACAGAUACAAAUUUAAAGAAUAAGCAAUUGUCAUUUAUGAAGCUCGAAUUAAGAACUUGAUACUAGUAGAUAGAAUAUGCGUACUAUCGGUGGCAAAAAACCUGACAUUAGCUCUUCGUCUCAUACGUAGACUCCGCAUGAUACUUUCAACAUAGUAUAUUAAGUAUAUAGCAUAUAGUUUUGCAUUAACUUAUUAUCGGCGACCGAGUUCCGGCAAUUAAUCCACGAUAUUAAUAUUUCAUUAAUAUAAUUUCAAAACUUUACCGAAUUCCGGUAAUAUCUCCGAUGUCCGGAGAAAGAUACAUAUUUGUAUAUGCAGUAUAAAUACAAUUUUAUCAGUUGGCGAUUUACGUCGUUAGAAAUUCAGGCGUCCGAAGAGACAAUUGAAUGUCCAAAUAUUCCGGCGCUGUUGAUCGAAGUCCGAUCUAGUUACCGAUAUCCGGAACAAGUUGAAAUGAAUAUAUAUAUCUAUACAGAUUGUUUAUGGGAUGUGCCAUUGAUCGCAAUACUGCGGGCCUCCCUACAAUUAUCGGCGUCCGAAUUCCGGGGCCACCUCCGAUAUCCGGAGUACACACAAGUUUUUCCAAAACAAAAAAUUGGGGGGUCCUUACGUAUCUGUAGGGGGCCUUUAUGUACAUUUUUGGCAUUUUUGUCGUUGAUAAGACGCUACUCCUUGGCAGGGCUUGGUCCUACGACGCAGUCUUGUCCCGGCGCUUUGGCAUUCUAGCGCACUUAUCAAGUAACAUAUUCAUGUGUUUAAAGAAGCAUUCGGCAUUGUUCUUGAUUGGUAUUUAUAUUACAAACCUUUCUUUUGGCAUAUUGGAAAUCGCAAUCAAAGUUAUAUUGAACAUAUUUUGUAUAAUAUAUAUUAUUGCAUGUGCAAUGCGUUUUUGUUACAAGUCAGUCAUGGCCAAGUAACUGCCAUCCUUUUAUAAAUAGAUAAUAUUGCUAAUUAUAUAAUUAUUCAUUUAAGGUUAUAUGUUCUGAAUAGAAUACCAUAUAUAAAUAUAUAUUGUGUUAGUUUUUUCUCACAGGGUGAACAGAUAAAUCCAUUCAUUUACAGCUCGUCUUUAAAUGAAUGCAGUUAUCUGGUCCCCAUUAAAGGGAGAGAACUCGUCCGGUCUUGUUGCUUCAACCACGUGUUGUACGUGACGUCAUAAUUAAGUCUGAUGUCAUCGAGACCUUGCGCGUUUUCAAUCCUUUUCCUCGAGGAAUUCAAGCAGGAAGGUCGACAUUUUGCUUUUUCUUACAAAUUAACCCUCCCAAACCCUACCCUUGUAGAAAGAUUUAUUGAUUAUAUAUUUGGAAGAGUUGCUUCGUUUGUUUCUUUGUAUAUUUUCAGCAUAAACUGCUCACUAGAUCAAUUGAUAUGCUAUCUUAGCCAUUGAUACACCUUAAUGAUCUACGUCAUGACUGGCUGAUGGGAAGAACCUUAACACUGAAAAAUCACUGGACAAGACUUGUGUGUGGUAUGACAGUAUAGUGAUGUGACUUAAUGUGAUUUAACAGGAACCAAGAUUCAUUAAUUCUGUUGAAAGAAUAAAGUGUUCAUGUUGAAGAAAUUAUGACAUAGAUUGAUUUAGAUCUACAUUUGAUAUUAUGAUAAAGAACAAAAGAAAUGUAUUUGUGACUUGUGUGAAAAUAAGAAAUUGUGAAUGUGAUUUAAACUAACAUUUAUGAAAAGAUAACAAGGUUCUUUCCAUAAUUAAUAAUUGAUUAUAUUGCAUUUUAUUAUGAUACGGCAUUCUAGCGCACUUAUCAAGUAACAUAUUCAUGUGUUUAAAGAAGCAUUCGGCAUUGUUCUUGAUUGGUAUUUAUAUUACAAACCUUUCUUUUGGCAUAUUGGAAAUCGCAAUCAAAGUUAUAUUGAACAUAUUUUGUAUAAUAUAUAUUAUUGCAUGUGCAAUGCGUUUUUGUUACAAGUCAGUCAUGGCCAAGUAACUGCCAUCCUUUUAUAAAUAGAUAAUAUUGCUAAUUAUAUAAUUAUUCAUUUAAGGUUAUAUGUUCUGAAUAGAAUACCAUAUAUAAAUAUA